Messenger RNA from Ziziphus jujuba (common jujube), 1042 nucleotides. RefSeq names its product protein CURVATURE THYLAKOID 1B, chloroplastic. Bases 227 to 745 code for a protein of 172 amino acids. The transcript has 6 exons. The record is from RefSeq and is a predicted model, not a curated record. NCBI's taxonomy places the organism in Eukaryota, Viridiplantae, Streptophyta, Magnoliopsida, Rosales, Rhamnaceae. Gene Ontology annotation, cellular component: chloroplast thylakoid membrane; thylakoid.
GCCAGAUUAUCAGACCCCGGAAUGUAAUAAACCAGAAAAAAAGAAAAAAACAGGCACACACACCCAAAAAAAAAAAAAAAUCUAGAGAGAAAUAAAUUAAAAAACUUAUCGCAUUCUCUAACCAUUUUUCUCAUCCAAACGGCCUCAGAAUCUCUCACAGGAACACCCAAAAAAAAAAAAAAAAAAAAAAUCAAAAACCAAUAAGAACCUGUAGGGAUUCAUUGCAAUGGCCUCCACCUCAUCCUCUGCACUUACUAUCUCUUCCUCAUCAACCCUGGUUGACACCAAAGCCCCUCGCCAAUCAGCUGCUUCAUCACCGCAAUGUGUGACCCUUCCCACCCACCCUCCACCUCCAGUCCAGUCUCAGAAGCGCCCAUGGAAGAGCACUGCUUACUGUCGUAAGGUUGCCCGAAAUGUCAUGGCCAUGGCUACUGGAGAAGCUCCUGCAGAAGUUGCAGCAACUGAGCUUCCAGAGUUUAUCAAAUCUAUUCAAGAAGCUUGGGAUAAAGUUGAAGAUAAGUAUGCUGUGAGUUCACUGGGGGUAGCUGCUAUUGUUGCUCUUUGGGGCUCCAGUGGGUUGAUUUCGGCUAUUGAUAGGCUUCCUUUAAUUCCUGGAGUUCUUGAGGUUGUAGGAAUUGGUUACAGUGGGUGGUUCGCGUACAAGAACCUGGUUUUCAAACCUGACAGGGAAGCAUUGAUAAAGAAAAUUAAGGAGACAUACAGCGAAAUCAUUGGAAGCAGCUAGAGGAAACCAGAAGGUAAUGCUGCUGAGAUGAGUGAAAAUUUCCCUUUUUGAAGCAAAUAUCUCGGAGCAUUGUGCAUAUAUAUGUCGACCAUCCUUGAUUUUGUUGUUGGCAUAAGCAUCUAACUAGCAUAAAUCCAUGUAAUGUACUUUGUCUCGAAGAUACAUGUAACUAUUAUAUAUUUCAUUUCCCCUCUAGAACCUUGUAAUUUGAACAAUCACUUUUUCUUUAUGGUACUUGGAAGGGAAAGGUCAAGUAUAACUUUAGUAAAAUAAUUAUGAGCAAUUUUAUUGACUUUA